AAUUGCAAAAUGAUGUACCUAACUUACUACUUAUACUAAUGGCCUUGCUUCCCAUUUAGGUAUACAUUUCCAAUAUAUUCCGAGCUAGUUUUGCUUUCUAGUUUCUACCAAUAGAAUUCUCUUCUUCCAAAAUGAACCAGAACCACGGUCCAACAUGUAACGGGCAAAAAGAGUAUUGGUCUGAUCCAAAAACCCAUGAAAAAUACAAAGAGAUCAUCUCAACCACGCCACAAAGAAAGGGUAUUUGGGUAGCGGAUCUCCACCAGCAUGAAGGUUUUUGGUGGAGUGCAUACAGUUUAAAAGGAGUGUUGUGGGCUCGAGACCACUUCAUGCCACAACCCAACAAUGUGAUCUUGAGUAGUGCUCCAAAAUCUGGCACAACUUGGCUUAAGGCUUUGAGUUUUGCAGUUAUGACGCGAUCUCAUUUUGAUGAGCCUGCAAGCCCUUUACUCACCAGACUAGCUCAUGAUUGUGUACCCUUCUUGGAGUCUGAAGUUCGCUCAAACCCACAAAAUUUAGAUCUAGAUGUUCCACUUUUGGCUACACACAUUCCCUACACUUCCUUGCCAAAAUCUAUUAUAGAUUCUGGUUGUAAAAUUGUCUACAUAUGUAGGGAUCCAAAAGAUGUAUUUGUGUCUCUUUGGCACUUUGUUUCCAAGAUGAAUCCUAAGGCCAUGGAUGCCUCAGCCUUGGAAGAUCUUCAUCUGGAGGACGCAUUUGAGUUUUUUUGUCAAGGAUAUUCUUCAUUUGGACCAUAUUGGGAUCAUGUAUUAGGGUAUUGGAGAGCAAGUUUGGAAUCACCAGAGAAGGUACUAUUUCUGAAGUAUGAAGAUUUGAAAAAUGACACUAUAUCUUGGGUAAAGAAACUAGCUCAAUUCAUGGGUUACCCUUUUUCGUCAGAAGAAGAACAAAAAGGUAUGGUGCAAAAGAUUGUAAACCUAUGUAGUUUUGAGAACUUGUCUAGUUUAGAGGUGAAUAAAAGUGGAAUCACGCAAGUUGGAACCAACUUCUUGUCCUUAAAAAAUAGCUCAUUUUUUAGGAAAGGUGAAGUUGGAGAUUGGAAGAAUCAUCUUAAACUUGAAAUGGCAAUGCGUCUCGAUCAAAUAACUGAGCAAAAGCUUAAAGGUUCAGGCUUGACAUUUCACUUCUCAUCUAAUGCAUGAACUGGGGGUCUACACUCUUUCAUGGCUUCCAUCAAAUUAGUUGAGUAUGGCGACUUAAUAAAAUGUGGCACAAAGGCUUGUUUUAGCAUGUCAAACACAAUGAAGUAUUAUCAUUUUGGUGUUAAGGACGCAUUCGUAGGUUAAUAAAGUGAGGCUAGCUGAUUCCAGUGAGUGUUACAUGAUGUAUUAAUGUAUUUUUUUAGUGUCUUUUAAUUGUUGUAACAUAAGAUUGCAAGGUCAUGUAUGAUUUUGACCCUCAAUAUCAUUAUUAUUUUUCUUUUGUUCUUUGGA
This is a messenger RNA of Quercus lobata, 1454 nucleotides long. Its product is annotated as flavonol sulfotransferase-like. The record is from RefSeq and is a predicted model, not a curated record. The transcript has a single exon. NCBI's taxonomy places the organism in Eukaryota, Viridiplantae, Streptophyta, Magnoliopsida, Fagales, Fagaceae. The coding region runs from base 132 to 1163 and encodes 343 amino acids. Gene Ontology annotation, molecular function: sulfotransferase activity.